Gavia stellata (red-throated loon) is the source of this 2509-nucleotide messenger RNA. It is a transcript of the gene SCML2, whose product is annotated as Scm polycomb group protein like 2. Gene Ontology annotation, biological process: regulation of DNA-templated transcription. Gene Ontology annotation, cellular component: nucleus. Gene Ontology annotation, molecular function: protein binding. The transcript has 14 exons. The record is from RefSeq and is a predicted model, not a curated record. Lineage: Eukaryota; Metazoa; Chordata; Aves; Gaviiformes; Gaviidae. The coding region runs from base 108 to 2294 and encodes 728 amino acids.
UGUUGUAUUACUACUCCACAGGAAACUGUUGUGCUGAAAGGAAGAAUUAACUGGUCUUUCAACUUCAGCCUUUUUAUUGUGAGAGGGGAGAUCACAGAAGUGUUACCAUGGGGAGAACAGCAGCUAAAGAUUCAAAGAAUAUUAAAAAAGAGAAAGAUGGAAAGGAUCAGCAGGCAAACAACCCGUCUUUACAAAGUGAACUGUUUAAUUGGGAUGAUUAUCUGAAAGAGACUGAAUCAGUAGCUGCCCCUCUACAUUGUUUCAGACAGUCUAGAGUUCCACCUACGAAUGAUUUCAAAGUUGGCAUGAAACUGGAAGCCCAUGAUCCUCGCAAUGUUACCUCAGUUUGUAUAGCUACAGUAAUUGGAAUUACCGGUGCCAGGCUAAGGUUGCGGCUGGAUGGAAGUGACAACAAAAAUGAUUUUUGGAGGCUUGUGGAUUCCUCGGACAUACAGCCCAUUGGGACCUGCGAAAAGAAAGGGGGCAUGCUCCAGCCUCCGCUUGGGUUUCAGAUGAAUGCGUCUUCUUGGCCAAUGUUUCUCUUAAGAACUCUCAAUGGAGCUGAAAUGGCACCUGCAGCGUUCUUUAAGAAGGAACCACCAAAACCUGUGCCAAACUGCUUUAAAGUUGGAAUGAAACUUGAAGCUAUAGAUAGAAAGAACCCAUACUUGAUUUGCCCAGCAACCAUUGGAGAUGUUAAAGGAGAUGAAGUUUUUGUUACCUUUGAUGGCUGGAGAGGAGCAUUUGACUAUUGGUGCAGAUGUGAUUCUCGAGAUAUUUUCCCAGUCGGAUGGUGUAGCUUGACAGGAGAUGCAUUACAACCACCAGGGAACAAUGUUUCCAUUACAAAGAGCAGUGCAAAAAUCCAAUCUUCCCCUUCCAAAGUGACCCGGCGUUCAAUGCAGUCUCCACAGAAAUCUGCUCCAGUACCAGCGCAGCGGGGCAGGAAACCAGGUCGGGGCAAACCCCCUGGACAGUCUGCAGUUCCCAAGAAGGGCAGGUCUAAAAAUAUUCCCCUGACAAAAAGCACCUCUCAUACUGAAAGUCUUAAAACAAGGAAAAAAAGUUUAAAACCUGGAAAAAAGAAAAAAAAAUUGCCGGAACAACUGACUCCUGCAUCUCCUUCUCCUCAUUCUUCUCCUGAGGGGGACAGUGGCACUACACAGAUACUUAAAGAUGGAAUUAGUUUGUCUGGUGCAACUGCAGCAGUUAUAUCCACAGUGUGUGUUUAUGUCAACAAGCAUGGAAAUUCUGGGCCUCACUUGGAUAAGAAGAAGGUUCAGCAGCUUCCAGAUCACUUUGGACCAGGUCCUGUCAAUGUGGUACUUCAGCAGGCUGUACAGGCUUGCGUGGAUUGUGCCUAUCAAUCCAAAACAGUCUUUGGAUUUCUGAAAUCUGGCCAUCACGGAGGGGAAAUGAUAACUGCUUCCUUUGAUGGGGAAAAGCACGCCAUCAAUCUUCCUUCUGUAAACAGCGCAUCAUUUGUCCUACGUUUCUUGGAGAAACUCUGCCACAGCCUGCAGUGUGAUAAUCUCUUUAGUAGCCAGCCUUUCAGUCCUUACAUGGGAUGUGCACAUAGUCCUACGGAGUAUGAUAGGAACAAACCAGCAAAAGAAGAAAUACCUGAAAACAGGAGUGCUAAACGAUACUCUCAGGACUCUCCACCAUAUACUGCUCCUCUUUCCCCUAAGCUUCCCAGAAAUGAUGCUCAUCCAUCUGAAGCAGAAACAUUACCUAUGGAAGAAAACAGCACUCCCAAAGAACACAGAUUUUCUGAAGACUCUAUGGAUUCUGCACUUAGUUCUGUAAAUCCUUCAAGCCUGACCCGUCGAAAUUCCACGGAAUAUUGUACUUCAGGGAGUGCAGCAUAUUACAGAAAUUCCCUUCAGCUAGUGACUGCUACCUCAAAUUCAGCCCCAGUCCUGCGCAGGCUGUCCUUGAGCUCUGCUGGGAGCAGCGGGUACUAUGAAGUUAGUAGGAAUCGAAUACAGAGGCGGAUUGAAGCUGCAAGUUCCACAACUGGACCAGAUCUGAAUUCACUAAAGAGGGAGCCUUCAAGAAUAUUGAAUAAGGAUCCUUCCACCUGGUCAAUAGAGGAAGUAAUGCGUUUUGUGAAAGAAGCUGAUCCACAGGCACUAGCUCCACAUGCCGAACUCUUUAGGAGACAUGAAAUUGAUGGGAAGGCACUACUCUUACUGAGGAGUGAUAUGAUAAUGAAAUACAUGGGACUGAAGCUGGGGCCAGCCCUAAAGUUGUGCUACCACAUUGAGAGACUUAAACAAGGAAAGUACUAGCCAGUGGGGAUACUGCAAAUAUGUGUGUUCAUAUCACACUAAGCUCUCAGGUUCACAGCCAUCGCCUUUAUUUGAAACUAUUUUGCUGAUAUAGAUCUUCUUUAUUUUUGAAAGUGCUCUCAAAAUGUAAAAAAGACAUUCAGGAUAAAGAGGCAGGGGGGAAAAUGUGUAUUACAUUCUAGUAUUUUGCAAACUGUUUCAGAAAGUUUGCAGGG